Molecule: messenger RNA, 6245 nt
Organism: Podarcis lilfordi (Lilford's wall lizard)
Lineage: Eukaryota; Metazoa; Chordata; Lepidosauria; Squamata; Lacertidae
Source: the annotation of a GenBank genome assembly
CUUCAAACUUUGCCUGAAGUCACAGUUCCUGGCACAUGACAUCACAACUAGUUGCUGUGGGAAUUUAUCACGCAUGUGUGAGCCAGGAAGCCAGCUUGGAAACAUCAAAGCACACAAUGGAAUAGAACACAGCUGCAGACAGAAGGAAAAGGAGCCCUUAGGAAGGAUAAAGGCAAGCAAAUCCCUGGCAUCUUCUCCAGGGGCAAAUGUGAUUUUUCCCAUCUCAAUGGCAGCAUAGCAUAGGGAACAUCCGCCUGAGGAGCUCUGAGUUAUUUGGUCACAUUCAGCAUAGACUUAAACUGGUGUAUUCCAGACACUCCAUCUUCCCAGGGAGACUUGGGAAAGAGAGCAAAGAAUCUCAAGGUGAACGUUCUCAGCACCCUCACUAAACUAGUUAUUUGGGGGGAAGGCCAUGGUAUAAAACCAAUCGAAAUCACCUGCUCAUCUUCCAGUAUCAUUUAUCCCAUCAUCUGCCGCCAAUUCCCUUCUGCAUUCUACACAGAUUCAAUGUACAAUGCAUUCUACUGCGUUCUACAAUUGUACUCAGGGCAACUGGUCAGUUUCCGUACAAAAGAAUAAAUGAACAAAUGUGAAAUAAAAAAUGGCAGUAACCAUAAAUCAGUGGGAGAACAAUUCAACCUAUUGGGAUAUUCCGUAACUGACCUUAAGGUGACCAUUCAAAGGAAGAUUACAACAUGAAACAGCUGAAUUUCAAUUCACCAAAAAGUUCAGUGCUGUCCCCAUAGGAGCUAAUAUUGAGGGAGCCAGCCCCCCCCCCCAAGGUGAUGUGCGUUGCCAUAAAAAUGGUGUGUGUCUGCCAUGUCAUGUCACCAAUUCUGCAGGGUGGAGCUUACCUGCCCCCCCUCAUAUUUUAUUCAAGUUGCCACCCCUGCCUGACAAGAGUUAAAUAGAGACAAAGCCUUUCCAUCAUUUUCACCACACUGCACAUGUUAAUGAGCUGACCAAUUCCAGGAUAAAUCUGCUGUCAAUGUUCCUUUUGAAUGGUUCUCUGUUAAUAUAAUCAUUUUAGUAAUGCUGAGUAAAUUAUCACCAAUCUGGUACAGUGAAAGAUGUGCCUUUUUAGCAUAUAUUUAAGCUCUGAUUAUCACUUAAAUGUUUUCUCUCGACUUCUUUAUAUACCUCUCAACUGCUGAUGACAUGGGAUUGAAUCCAGGAAAGCUAUGGCCAUAAUGAAUUGCUUAGUCUUCAAGGUGACACAAUACUUGCUUUGAUAUCUCUCUGGAAAUGUUAUGUUCCAAGAUAUACAGGAGUCUCAGGUGGCAGUUCAUGUGCCUCUUUUGCUCUGCGUUCCUGCUGUGGGAAGGACAGCGAGUUUGCCACUGUAAGGUAUGACAAGCCUCAUUAUGUGUCCUUGGCAGGGCCAAAGUGAAGGAAAUGCACAUUCCCCAAAGCCUGCUGGGGAUCAGAAUGGUCAGGAAAUGUACAAAAUUCAGUCAGCAUGUGCACAUUUUCCAAAGCCUAUUGGAGAUUAUGCAGUGCUGUAACUACGGGGGUGCUCGCCAGGUUCUUUGCCCCAGGCGAAGCCUCCAGAGGCUUCCCAGCCUGUAUGUGUGUGGACUCAAUUGCAUGUGGGAGGGUGCCAGAUCUUUAACCCAGGUGAAAUAAAGCCUAGUUUUGCCCCUGGAUUCUGUAUACCGACUGGGAAAUUUGCACAAGUCCCUCUUUGUAGAAGAAUUUGGUGCACAUUUUCCAUUAUGCCUGGUGAGUGUGCACAGUGGCAGGUUACUCCUCAGCUUCCGUACCUCUUAAUGUCUGCACUAUUCCUGCAGCUCCAUAAUGAGUUAGAGAUAUGUUUAAACUUUUCUUCAUCUUUCUCUGUCAGCAUUGUAAUAGUUAGCCUCUUCAUUAAACUCUUUUAAAAAAAUGUAAAUAUUGUGGCUGAGAUUAUUAUCAAAUAGCUUAUCUGUGCAGCCUUCUUGCUCAUCUCUCUGUGCUCUUCGCAGAAUCGCAACUGGAAAAUAGACAAGGAGGCAGAGGAGGCAGCUGUUCCCCAUUUUAUGGGAUGCCUUAUUCUCGGUUUCUUGGCCUAUGUACAGUAAAUGAUCACACGCACUUCAUCUUUGUUGAGGAGAGAGAACACUCACCAGGAGCAGAUGCAUUUUGUGACAGCACUAAACAGAGUCAUAAAUGAAAAACGCUAGACUCCUGCUCCAUAGAGCUUACAAUCUGAACGUUGACUGUUGGGGAGACAGCAAAUGAAAUGCAGGAAAGGGUAGCAAAGUGUUUUUCUUGUAAAGGAUUCUUAAAUCGUAGAUCUCCUUGUUAACUGAAACUGUUGUAUUAUAUGGUUGCCAAGGAUUGAAGGAAGAGAACAUGGGACUGGGACAUGUGGAAGCAGGAUUCCAUAGCUAGGACUAUGUUACGAUGGGUAUUUUACAUUUCUUGUGCCUUAGGAUCUUCAACAAACUGAAGCUGGGUAUUGCAGUAGGGCAUCAUCUUGUAGGCCAAUACUGGGGCUUCUGAUGUCUCUGAACGCCCUUCUUUCCCCCUGCCUAGGGUUAAUCUGAAUUCCUGUUCAAGAUGACCACAUGGAAAGAGAGGCACUUCCUCUGUACAGACAAAUAUGUGUCAUGGCCAGGGUUUUCUCCAAGACCCUACCAUAAACUGGCUGUUGAAAGACCACCCCACACAGAUGCCAAAAUAAGUGUCAGCCACAAAAUACGUUGCCCAGUGGAAGAGGAUAGCCUAUGGCACGUCUGGGGAUACCAUACAUGGCUGGAUGUAGGGAGGUUGCCAGCAAUCUAUCGCCCAAGACCGGAUAAGCCUUUUGAUAGCAACACAUGGCGAUGGAUCACAGCUCCCAGGAAAGGAUUCAUGGCUGUGCCACCAGUCCCACCUCCUUCGCAGUUGGAUGGGAACACCUACAUUAAGUUCAUUGAAGGGGACGCACUGUUUGUGGAUCAGAGACAUAAAGAGAGAGUUCGGACCCGAACAAAGAAUGAAAUGAAACGGUGUGAUCAACUCAAACUGAGGAGUGAGUGCCGAGCUCCUCCUUUGGACGUUGAAGGAAAUAUUAUGCCUCCGAAAGGUUUCAUUCGGUAAGAUAUACUCCUCAACACUUUGUUCUACCAACUGUUGCAAGUGCCCUUUAGAUGAACCCCCAACCACAUGAGAGCAGCUUUUCCUUGACUGGAUCCUAUACGGCUAGGUGCUGCGAUAAUACUAUAAUAUGGAUGGGGGUGAUUCUAUGGGUCUUUCCCCAUAUAAUUAGGAAGAGGCAAGGUAUCCCUCCUCAGGUGGGAUAGGCAAAACCACUAUCCCUAUGGAUAAAGGUAACGGGGUAAAGGUAAAGGUAAAGGGACCCCUGACCAUUAGGUCCAGUCGUGGCCGACUCUGGGGUUGCGGCACUCAUCUCGCUUUAUUGGCCGAGGGAGCCGGCGUACAGCUUCCGGGUCAUGUGGGCAGCAUGACUAAGCCGCUUCUGGCAAACCAGAGCAGCGCACGGAAAAACUGUUUACCUUCCCACCGGAGUGGUACCUAUUUAUCUACUUGCACUUUGACGUGCUUUCGAACUGCUAGGUUGGCAGGAGCAGGGACCGAGCAACGGGAGCUCACCCCGUCGCAGGGAUUCAAACCACCGACCUUCUGAUCAGCAAGUCCUAGGCUCUGUGGUUUAACCUACAGCUCCACCCAGAUAGGCAAAACCACCAGUUUCAGUUUUUUCCAAUUUUAAAUUCAAUUUGCCACAUUUCCACAUCAGUUUACAAUUUUAAAAAGAUUUAUUUUUUUAAAAUUGUGAGUGAUGCUGCCUUGGGCGAGGCAAGAUGGCGAGCACAACGGCCACACCAAACUCCUAGGGACCACCAGAACCAACCAAGUUGCCUGGCUGGUGCCCGCGCUGCCAUCACCGCCACCAUCAAAGGGGAGUCCAAAAUGACAAGCAAAGAGACCACUUGGAGCCCCCACCACCGCCGUCCGAUGAUCUCGAUCCCACCAGGACCGAAAGCACCCCAACAAAGCUCUGGGACCUGGAGCUCAUAACCCACCUACUCUCAGUAGCCAGAAUCCUCAUAGCUAGACACUGGAGGGAUAAACAUGGAACACUGGUAUCAAGUAGUAUGGGGAACAGCCUUACUAACCUAUAGACUGAAACUGACAUGGGGAGAAAUAGGACGCCUUCACUCUGGUAUGGCUCCCCUUUAUCAGAUACACAGCCCAACAAGACAACAACAUGAACCCACCGACAGCAUACGAUUCAUUAUGGCUAACUUGACCCAACAACCCCUCCCCAUGCACAAACAAAUCUCACUGCAGCCAACCAAAGACCCUACACCCUAGGCCACCCCAACCUCUCUCACCAAGGAAACCUAACAAGCGAAUAGAAAGAGAACCUACCCAAGUGACGCUGACACAACCCCCCCCAUAUACUAAGUAAAAGAAUAUAAGCUUCACACCACCCCCUCUCUCCUGUCCCCCCCUUUUCUUCCCAACCCUAUGCUGCAUAUAAGACCAAUGUCUCACAACAAAUGUAACUGAUCUGUAGAAAACACAACCUGAAGAAAGAGCUUUUAUAAACAAGGAAAUGUUUAAUAAAAAUUAUAUAUAUAGUGUGAGUGUUUUAGGGCACAUUUCUCCUAAUAUACAUAUUGGGACAGGCAUAAUGUGCAUUUUUGUAUGUUAUUUUCACACAAGUACCUUUUUAUGUACAUUUCCUAAAAUAUAUUGCUGUAUACAUUUUUUUUAAAUUAGAGAACAGCACUGCAGAACUUGGAAAGUGCAAAGUUCAAAGGAUAGCUGCCAUUUAGUUCACUUAUUGUUUUGCGAGGUACUGAUUCCCCCCGGAAAGUGGUGGACUCCCCUUCCUUGGAGGUUUUCAAGCAGAGAUUGGGUGGGCAUCUGCCAUGGAUGUUUUCGUUGAGAUUCCUGCAUUGCAGGGGCUUGGACUCGAUGACACUCAGAAUAAUUUUGAAUUAUGCUAUGAUGCACAAAUGGAGCCAAUCCUGUGCUCCCACAGAGCCCCAAGCCCAUGUCCAUCCUGGUUAGUGGCAGAGGCACCACUGCCAGAGGGCUAUUGCUGUGGCUUUGCCCCCACCGGCAAGCAACUCCCAGAACACCCGCAUGGUAUCAUCUUUCUUUUUUUCCCAUCCCCAACUAAGCUGCAGUCUCACAAAAUCCACACAUUUCUGUAAAACUAGCUAAGCAGGAAAAGACCCCUAGAAAUAACAGGAAUAUGACCUUCUACUUAAUGGGAAAUCCCCAAUUCAAAUCUCCCCUCAAACACACAAGGGACUCAGCUAUAUAGUCAAGUAAGAGCGUUAUGAAUGUGUUACAAACAUGCAACACCAGAUGGCGCUGGAGAGUUUUAAAAAAUUCAAUGCAAUUUUCCAUAGCGUCCCCCUCCUUUCGUUAUAAUGAUUUCUGACUUAUUAAUAGCUUUCCCCCCCCCCCAGUGUGUAGACCCACCCUAGGGUCUUCUUUUUUUUUUUUUUGAGCUUCAAUGCCCAUCAUCAAAGUGAAAUCAUGCACUGUUUAUACAUUUCAAGUCCUCAAAAUCUUCCACAUAAGCAUUAUCAUUUCUGUUGGUUUCUUAAUUUUGUACAGAUACAAGCGCCUGCUUCCAGGGAAAAGCCCAGCCUCGCUUUGUGUCCAACUGCGGCCUGUCACACCUGCUUCUAGGGACUGCUGGGAUCACCCUUGUCCAAACCUCCAACCCCAUUACCAGGAGGCAGCUGUCAAGUUUGCCCUGAAGAACAGCAGCCCCAUCUACCCAGAGGUGGUAGAAAAAUAUCAGGAACUGGCUCUUUCUGGGAGUAAAAUAAGGCCAUGUACACCUGUCACUGAAUAAAUGGAAGGGGGUGAAGCCUGAAAUUCACAGGGCUACUGAAGAGUUACCGUAUGUUGGAAGUUCAAAUCCUGCUAUCAGUAAAACAAUCUUUCUAAAAUCUAAAUGGAGGCAAAACAAUUGUUGCAUAAUGAUCACAAUUGGCCAAAACAGGGGUGUGGGGGCUAAUUUUUGUAUUAUACAUAGUGUCACAUGUAUGACGAUUUACCCGCUAGACAGAACUGUAUGUGGGUGUUCAGUGUAAUGAGGUUCUGCAUGUCAGGCUACAAAUUUGAUGUCCUGACCUUGAGAAGAUGAGCGCUGAUAAAGAUUUCUCACUGCCAGGGUGACAUUUUUUCUGUUUUCAUGAAGGAGGGUCUCAGAGAAGGAGAGUAUCCGUCGGAGCAAGAGGGGAGUUUCCAUAGGGCUGGGAAGGUGAUUCUACAGAAAUGAAUUGCGUUGC